UCAAGUACGGUGUGACUCAACAAUGGUGAAGGAAACGGGAUUUUACGAUGUGCUCGGCGUGAAACCUGGCUGCUCCCAGGAGGACCUGAAAAAGGCGUACAGAAAGCUCGCGAUGAAGUACCAUCCGGACAAAAACCCGAACGAGGGUGAGCGUUUCAAGCAAAUUUCGAUGGCGUACGAGGUGCUCUCGGACCCGGAAAAGAAAGCCAUCUAUGACGAGGGUGGCGAGGCAGCCAUCAAGCAGGGUGGUGCGGGCGGUGCGGGAGGUUUCCACAGCCCGAUGGACAUCUUCGACGUGCUGAUCAACGGUGGUAUGGGUAGCCGAAGGGAGCAACGUGGGCAGGAUUUGAUUCAUCGGUUGCUGGUGACGCUAGAGGAGCUGUACAGCGGCGCAACCCGGAAGUUGUCACUGCAAAAGAGUGUUAUCUGUGAUGGGUGCGAUGGUAUCGGCGGCAAGAAGGGUACCGUGCACAAGUGUGUUCCCUGCAACGGAACAGGCAUUGUGACCAAGGUGCACCACAUCAUGCCCGGAUUCAUGCAGCAUAACAAAGUACCGUGCCGUGCCUGCCAGGGACAGGGCGAGGUGUUUGACGAGAAACAUAAAUGCAAAAAGUGCGACGGCCAGAAAAAGGUGCGCGACAAGAAGAUUCUGGACGUGCACAUCGAGAAGGGUAUGCGCAACGGACAGAAGCUCGUUUUCAGCGGCGAAGGUGACCAGGAGCCUGGUCUACAGCCGGGCGAUAUUGUGAUAACGCUGGCGGAGAAAACCCAUCCGGUGUAUAAGCGAUCGGGCAAGGAUUUGCUGAUGGAGAUGCGGUUGGAGCUGGCGGAGGCAUUGUGUGGCUUCCAGAAGGUGAUUACCACGCUGGACAAGCGGAGUCUCGUCAUCACCUCAAUGCCCGGGGAGGUCAUCAAGCAUUCGGCCAUCAAGUGCAUCAUGGACGAGGGUAUGCCGCAGUGGAAGAAUCCGUUCGAGAAGGGACGGCUCAUCAUCCAGUUCCGGGUCGUGUUUCCGGACUCGCUGCCAGGCGACGCAGCCAAGCUGCUGGAACAAUGCCUACCGCCGAAACCCGCCGAGGAGAUCCCGCAGGACGUGGAAAUGGUCGAGCUGGUCGAGCUGGAUCCCGAACAGGAUGCGCGCAACCAGUACAAGAACGCGUACGAAGAGGACGAGGACGAAGGUGGCACUCCGGGCGUACGGAUUCAGCAGUGUGCCACGAGCUAA
Molecule: messenger RNA, 1225 nt
Organism: Anopheles marshallii
Lineage: Eukaryota; Metazoa; Arthropoda; Insecta; Diptera; Culicidae
Product: dnaJ homolog subfamily A member 1-like
Exons: 1
Coding region: 23-1225 (400 amino acids)
Biological process (GO): protein refolding; response to heat
Cellular component (GO): cytoplasm; cytosol
Molecular function (GO): ATP binding; Hsp70 protein binding
Source: RefSeq, a predicted model, not a curated record